CUUAUUCCAUCAGCGCUCGUAAUCUCAAGAGGUUUUUAGCAAUGGCCGUUAGCGGCGCCCUUGCCAGAUCCGAUGGCAAGGACUACCCCGGGGAGAUGACGGUGUUCGUCUUCCUGGCCUGCCUCGUCGCCUCCUCCGGCGGUCUCAUCUUCGGCUAUGACAUCGGCAUCUCCGGUGGGGUGACGUCGAUGGACCCGUUCCUGGUCCGUUUCUUCCCGUCGGUGUACGCCAAGGAGCAGGAGGUGGUGGAGACGAACCAGUACUGCAAGUUCGACAGCGCGCUGCUGACGCUCUUCACGUCGUCGCUCUACCUGGCCGCGCUCAUCGCCUCGCUCUUCGCCUCCGUGGUGACCAGGAAGUGCGGCCGCAGGAUGUCCAUGCUCGGCGGCGGCGUCAUCUUCCUCGCCGGCGCCAUCCUCAACGGCUUCGCCAUCAACAUCGCCAUGCUCAUCGUCGGCAGGAUCUUCCUCGGCAUCGGCGUCGGCUUCAGCAACCAGGCUGUUCCUCUGUACCUGUCGGAGAUGGCGCCGGCCAAGACGCGCGGCAUGCUCAACAUCAGCUUCCAGCUGAUGAUCACCCUGGGCAUCCUGGCCGCGAACCUCAUCAACUACUUCACGGCCAAGAUCUCGGGCGGCUGGGGCUGGCGCCUCAGCCUGGGGCUCGCCGCGGUCCCAGCGCUCAUCAUGGCUGGAGGCUCCCUCUUCCUCCCUGACACGCCCAACUCCCUGGUGGCCCGCGGCAAGGAGGAAGAAGCACGCGCCAUGCUUCGCCGCAUCCGGGGCACCCACGACGUCGGCCUCGAGUACGACGACCUGGUGGCGGCCAGCGAGGCGUCCAAGGCCAUCGAGAACCCGUGGAAGACGCUCCUGGAGCGGCGGUACCGGCCGCAGCUGGCCAUGGCCAUCCUGAUCCCGACGCUGCAGCAGCUGACGGGCAUCAACGUGGUGAUGUUCUACGCGCCCGUGCUCUUCAAGACCAUCGGCUUCGGCGGCACCGCCUCGCUCAUGUCCUCCGUCAUCAGCGGCGGCGUCAACAUGCUCGCCACCUUCGUCUCCAUCGCCGCCGUCGACCGCCUCGGACGCCGCAAGCUCCUCCUCGAGGGCGGCUGCCAGAUGAUCGUCGCGCAGUUCGUGCUCGGGACGCUCAUCCUGAUCAAGUUCGGCACGGACGGCGUGGCGAGCAUCUCGCGGCCGUACGCCAUCGGCGUGGUGUUCUGCAUCUGCGUCUUCGUGUCGGCGUUCGCGUGGUCGUGGGGUCCCCUGGGGUGGCUGGUGCCCAGCGAGAUCUUCCCGCUGGAGAUCAGGUCGGCGGCGCAGAGCAUGGUGGUGGUCUUCAACAUGGCCUUCACCUUCAUCAUCGCGCAGAUCUUCCUCAUGCUGCUCUGCAAGCUCAAGUUCGGCCUCUUCUACUUCUUCGGCGCCUGCGAGCUCGUCAUGACGCUCUUCGUCUACUUCUUCCUGCCGGAGACCAAGGGGAUCCCCAUCGAGGAGAUGGACAGGAUCUGGGGCAGGCACUGGUACUGGAAGCGAUUCGUGGACGACGCCGCCGGCGCUGGCAACAACCGCAAGGUCCAGAUGGCAUCCAACGCCGUAUGACCACUUCCGGGUUGAACACGUCUUAGUUAUAGUUAAUUUUGACCUCCGAGGUUUUGAUGUUCAUCAGAGUGUUAAUUAGCUAGCGUUACUUGUGUCUCUGCAUUUUUGAGUUUUUUUUGUAGGAAACGACUCAACUAUGUACAACCGGUUCGGGUAAAUAAUACUCCACUAGCUAGGAUUUUCGUCUUGACA
Brachypodium distachyon (stiff brome) is the source of this 1787-nucleotide messenger RNA. Its product is annotated as sugar transport protein MST8-like. NCBI's taxonomy places the organism in Eukaryota, Viridiplantae, Streptophyta, Magnoliopsida, Poales, Poaceae. Gene Ontology annotation, molecular function: monosaccharide transmembrane transporter activity. Gene Ontology annotation, biological process: monosaccharide transmembrane transport. Bases 42 to 1595 code for a protein of 517 amino acids. The record is from RefSeq and is a predicted model, not a curated record. Gene Ontology annotation, cellular component: membrane. The transcript is spliced from 3 exons.